AUGUGCAUGAUAAUCCGAGUGUUGCUACCUCAGGGGCCACCUUUCCAGCAUGCAACAGUUGUGCUAAAGGAUGCCCCAGAUGAGCAGCAUGAGCUCUAUUUCUGCGACAUCAUUGCAUGCUCAGCAUUUCUGUUCAGUAAUCCUGACUAUAAGAAGGUUAUUGAUUAUGAGCCAGAGGAGAUUUUUGUGACUGACAGAAAUGGGGCACCCACAAGAAAUGUAGUCUAUGCUGAGCUAAGCUCCAGUAGGAUCUGGAAUGAGGAGCAGUUCAAACUCUCUGAGCAGGGGCUCAGCGAUUCCACAAUCCUUGCGAUAAUGCUUGGCUCUGACAAGACUCACCUAACCAAAAGAUGCAUCCUGUGUACGAAAUAUUCAUAA
Molecule: messenger RNA, 378 nt
Organism: Cantharellus anzutake
Lineage: Eukaryota; Fungi; Basidiomycota; Agaricomycetes; Cantharellales; Hydnaceae
Exons: 2
Coding region: 1-378 (125 amino acids)
Source: RefSeq, a predicted model, not a curated record